UUACGAUGCUCAGCUUUCAGACUAUGAGAUAUGGAUAAAGGCCACGAAGUUUCGGAGCUAUUACACUGCAGACUUGGAUUAUGGCAACGCAACAACUCUCUUCUACUGUGUUAGUAUAGCGGUCUUCAUGCUGGGGAACAUUAUCUUCGCCCUUCGCCAUCUGAGGGCUAGUGCCGACAUUUGGAAGACCAGCACGUAUACUACCUCGGUCGCAGCUCUUCGAUAUCUUACCGCGAGACAGUACCACGUCCCGUUCUUUGGAUGGUACUCUCCACCUCUUGCGCAGAUGUUGGCCGUCGGGGCUAUGGUCUUAUUCUUCACGGUGUUGACAUGGGCAGUUCGUCCGUACUAUUGGUGGAAUGUGCUGAUCAACACUUGUCCGCCUCUUGCAAAUCGUACGGGUUGGAUAUCCCUCGCUAUGCUGCCUUUCGUGAUGGUGUUCGCCUCGAAGGUCAACUUCAUCACAAUUUUGACGGGAACAUCGCAUGAGAAGCUACAAGUAUUCCACAGGUGGUCGGCAUGGAUCAUGUGGGUUCUGGCGCUCAUCCACACAAUCAUCCUUAUUCGGGAGGCCAUAAAACGAGGCACCAUGUUGUCUGAGUGGAAGGCAGGUCCCUGGUAUUGGACCGGAGUAGCAGCGCUCAUUCCUCAGACCUGGCUUGUAGUAAUGUCCAUUGGGCCAAUCAGGAAUGCCUAUUAUGAGACAUUUAAAAAAUUGCAUUUUGUCGCUGUUGGAAUCUUCUUUCCCUUUCUGUGGGUUCACUGCAAUUUCCGACAGACUUCCUGGUGGUUCAUAUACGCAGCGCUCGGCGCUUGGUUCGUCACUUGGAUUGUCCGUGUUGGCCGAGCCAUCUUCUUGAAUGGUGUCAACCAUCGCGCGUCCAUAGAAGCUCAUUCCUGCAAUCUAAUCAAAAUCGUGAUUCCUACGCCGUCCAAGGUGCAGUGGAAGCCGGGAGAGCACUACUUUAUCCGUUUCUUCGGGACAGGUAUCCAUUGUCUGAGCUCUCAUCCGUUCACAAUUGCGUCAUUGGCUACAGGCGAGAAGAGCUCCUUGGAAGCUUGGAUUAGGGUACACGAGGGUAUUACGAAGCGAUUACAGAGGAAGUCUUUAGAGAGAAAUGUGACAGUGCCAGUCGUAUUGGAUGGGCCGUAUGGAGGUUUGAAGGGAUCGCUCCACGUGUAUGAUAAGGUGUUAUUGUUAGCAGGAGGGUCCGGUAUAACCUUCAUCAUGCCGAUUCUCGUGGAUAUCCUUAGCCGCGAGAAAAGAGCAAGCAAUACUGUCCAGCUGGUGUGGGCUGUGGCAUCUCUCGACGAUUUUGUUAUGUUUGAGGAUACCUAUGCUCGAGUUCAGCCCAGCAUCAACAACGGCUCCUUGACCAUCUCUUGCUUCGUUACUCGUGAGACGUUCACACCCGAUACUGCCACGACGAAAGACGAGCAAGAUAAAAUUCCGCACGAUAUGGAGACAGUAAUUGGGCGGCCAGAUCUCAAGCAACUUGUAUUCAAUUUCUGCUCAGGAUCUGGUACAGUAGGCAUGACGACCUGCGGCCCUACUGCGUUCACGAUGGACGUCAAUAAUGCAGCUGCUACCGUACAGUUGGACAUCGCUCGCGGACGCAGCAAAUGCACGGAACUGUAUCUGCACACUGAGGCAUAUAGUUGGUGAAGGGUAAACGACGGGACAAGUCUGGAGUGUACAAGCCAAGUCGACAGGAUUGCGGUUGACUUAUGGUGAUUUAAUGUCUAUGUCAUGAAGUGUGCACCUCUUCCAAUCGUCCAUAAAACAUCCUCUUCGAGCAACUUUGAUGGUAAAGGCCUGGCAGGCGAGCACGGUAUGACCACAGAGCCCUCCUCCGAUCGUCGUUAUGCUUUUCAGUACAGUCCUUACCCUAGAC
Messenger RNA from Stereum hirsutum FP-91666 SS1, 1895 nucleotides. RefSeq lists its product as uncharacterized. The coding region runs from base 128 to 1666 and encodes 512 amino acids. Gene Ontology annotation, biological process: intracellular iron ion homeostasis; copper ion import; iron ion transport. Gene Ontology annotation, molecular function: ferric-chelate reductase activity. Gene Ontology annotation, cellular component: plasma membrane. The record is from RefSeq and is a predicted model, not a curated record. NCBI's taxonomy places the organism in Eukaryota, Fungi, Basidiomycota, Agaricomycetes, Russulales, Stereaceae. The transcript has 15 exons.